Messenger RNA from Sitophilus oryzae (rice weevil), 530 nucleotides. RefSeq lists its product as uncharacterized. Lineage: Eukaryota; Metazoa; Arthropoda; Insecta; Coleoptera; Curculionidae. The transcript has 3 exons. The record is from RefSeq and is a predicted model, not a curated record. Gene Ontology annotation, molecular function: protein binding. Bases 207 to 530 code for a protein of 107 amino acids.
CGGUGCCCCGUUCGAAACAUUUGAACGUCGUCGCGGAUUCGAAAGCGAAUACAGUAGGCCGUGAUUUAGUUUUGUCUCGAUCUAAGACAAAAGAAAUUGCCUGGUUUUACAGUGACUCUUAUUAUUAUCGUUGAGGAUACGUUAGUGAUUCGAUUUUGGUUUGCUUUUGUGAUAUCUGCCUGGAGAAGAAAAAAACUUUAAUAAAGAUGCGCCCACCAAUACAGUUCGAUGGUGAAGUUGCCACUGAAGCUGAAGCCGAACAGCCGGAUCCUCGAAUGGUCGCUAUGAUGAUCAGUACCAGAUUGGCUGGAAGGGCUGUGAUCAGGGUGGUUGGCAGGUGCAACGAUGCUCAAGAAAAUCAAGAAUUAGAUCUUUCAAACUGUCAGCUGAUGCAAGUUCCAGAUGCCGUUUAUCACUUAAUGAGACACACCGAACUCAAAACCUGCGAUCUCAGUGACAAUGUCAUCACAAAAAUUCCACCAAAGUUUGCUGUGAAAUUUAAUCUCAUUACAGGUAAAUAUUUAAUUUGA